ACAAUUUCGAAGCGUUGCUCUUACCUACUAAAUUGUCCUCGGUGAAAAAUAAUGACGUCUACUUCUCAGAGAAAUGGUCAAACCAUACUCGAAUUGGCUAUGUCUUCAAAGAGUAUUACAUCCGACAUGGCACCCGUAGAGAGAACUUUGUUAGUAAUUGGGAGUAAAAAUGCGGGUAAAACUUCAUUAAUAUAUUCAUUUUUUGACAAAAAYGAAAAACCAAAACCCACACUGGCCCUGGAAUAUUCAUUCGCAAGAAGAUCUGGAAAAAGCUUAACAAAGGAUAUUUGUCACGUUUGGGAAUUGGGUGGUGGCUUAGUUUUCAAAGAUCUAUUAUCCGUGAUAGUACAAAAAACGAGAGGCCGACGUUUGAGCGUUGUGUUAGUAUUGGAUCUYUCAAAGCCGGAUAUUCUUUGGAAUACCAUGGAAAUGAUAUUAGAAGAAAUAAAGACACAUUUGGAAAAUGUACCAGAGAUUGAAGAGUAUAAUCAGAUUAAUGUUAAAAAUGUUGAGGAUAAAAAGCUUAUGUCUCCACUGCCCAUACCACUAAUGAUCGUUGGAAGUAAAUACGACGUAUUUCAAAAUUUCGAACCUGCUAAAAAACGCGUGCUAUGCCAAUGUUUACGAUACGUGGCACACACUUACGGAGCCUCGUUGAUUUUCUAUGGUGUAAACGACGCAGUUCUUGUGAAGAUAUCCAAAGAGAUGAUGUCACAUUACGGGUUUGGAACACCUUAUCCAAAGAACCAUGUUUAUGAUUCAAAUAAACCACUCUUAGUGCCCGCAGGUUCCGAUUGUUUUGAUAAAAUAGACAACCUCAACGAAGCUGGAAGUAUUAGGUCAAUGCAUAAGUACAAGAGCGUAUUUGCUUCUAACUUUAAACAGGUUAAUGACUAUAUAAAUUCGUCUUAUGUUAUAAUGGGUUAAAUAACUGUGGGAAUACAAAAGAGAAUCAUUUUAACACAGAAAAAACGAUUAAAUUUCGCCGUCUAUACAUAUUACUCACGCCUGAUACCUAUUAAACUAAGUAAAUUCUGGGUUGUUAUAUAUUUUUGAAUAACUUAUUUUCACACGUUGAUUUCUGGUUUAGAUGCCUUCCAAAUGAAAUCUUGUCUGCUGUGGUUUUUCUCUGCUGCAGAUUGGAGGUGCAUCGUCAUGGGCGGAUAGGCCUACCGGGCAACCGGGCAUUUCCCAGUGGGCCCCCCCUUCGUAUUCUGUAAUGGGACAAACUCGAGUUGGGUCCUAGAUUUCAAAAACAGCACGAGUUGGGUCCCGGUAUAUUUUUUGAGGUACAUGAGUUGGGUCCCGGUAUA
This is a messenger RNA of Diuraphis noxia (Russian wheat aphid), 1313 nucleotides long. RefSeq names its product cytoplasmic dynein 2 light intermediate chain 1. Gene Ontology annotation, biological process: intraciliary retrograde transport; intraciliary transport involved in cilium assembly. Gene Ontology annotation, cellular component: ciliary basal body; axoneme; cytoplasmic dynein complex. Gene Ontology annotation, molecular function: dynein heavy chain binding. Lineage: Eukaryota; Metazoa; Arthropoda; Insecta; Hemiptera; Aphididae. The record is from RefSeq and is a predicted model, not a curated record.